Messenger RNA from Penicillium malachiteum, 1278 nucleotides. RefSeq lists its product as uncharacterized. Lineage: Eukaryota; Fungi; Ascomycota; Eurotiomycetes; Eurotiales; Aspergillaceae. The transcript is spliced from 2 exons. Bases 1 to 1278 code for a protein of 425 amino acids. The record is from RefSeq and is a predicted model, not a curated record. Gene Ontology annotation, molecular function: iron ion binding; oxidoreductase activity, acting on paired donors, with incorporation or reduction of molecular oxygen; heme binding.
AUGAUGGUUUUUGUCAUGGAGAAAUGGUUCUAUACGCCUAGGGAGUCCUUGCAUUUCUAUGCUGCUCAUGGUCCCCACAACUCAAUGCCAGGAGAGAAGCCUGAACAUAUCCAUGAUUACCAAGCCAAAAUCAGCAUCAAGUACUUAUCCGGAACCUAUCUCUUGGCAAUGUCGGAGAGAUACCUUACAAUUCUCAAAAAUAGGAUAUUGAAGCUCGAUAUCCCAUCCGACGGCUGGACAGAGAUUUCGGACUUUUACAUUUGGCUUCAGAGCCAGGUCACUCCUUCCGUCAUUGAAGCUAUGAUGGGAUCUCAAAUUCUAGAAAUGUAUCCUGGUAUUGUGGACGACUUCUGGGAAUUUGAUCGACAAAUCGCAAAUUACUCCCGUGGAUUGCCUCGCUGGAUGAUUCCGUCUGCGUAUAAAACGCGCGAUCGCUUGUUAGCCAACAUCAAAGCAUGGAACACAAUUGCAAACCGUGAAUCUGACUGUACGCAACACGGAGAAGAGGGCCCUGAGUGGGAUAAAUUCUUCGGAACCAAGUUCAUCAAAGCACGUGAAGAUUCUUUGCGAAAACAUGGUAUGGAUGAUGAUGCGAUUGCAUCUGAGAACCUUGGCCUUCUAUUUGGAUCUAAUGCAAAUGCUGUUCGUGCUGUCUUCUGGUAUAUUUUCGAAUCUUUUAAGGAUUUGGAUUUGCAAGAAGGCCUGAGGAGCGAGCUGAAGGACUGUCUUAAGUCUGAAGCUGGUGACUUUGAUAUUCCAAAGUUCUCUACCAAGCCCUUACUUCAAUCCACGUAUGCAGAAGUAUUGCGUCUUCGCGUCGCAACAACCAUGACUCGCACAAACGAGGAUGAUAAUUUCAAGCUGGGCCCGGAUUACACAGUUGACAAGAAUAUGACGAUGACAAUAUUUUCCUCACUCACGGCUCGUAAUAGACAGGCCUGGGAAAACAUGAGACCUGAGAGCGUGACCAAACCCCUGGAUGAGUUCUGGCCAGAGCGCUUCAUUGUCCAGAAAUCUAACAAAGAUGCAAGAUUCAGUGUUGAAGGCUUGACGGAAUGUUGGAUGCCUUACGGAGGAGGUCAGCGGAUGUGCCCUGGUCGCCAUUUUGCCAAGAACGAAAUCAUCGGUACAUUGGGAUUACUUUUGGAAUUGUUCGAAUGUGAGCUGGUAGAUCUCCGGCAAGCUGAGCAGGUCAAGCCUGACAAAAGAUGGGUGCCUUACGGGACUUUGCCGCCUACCAAGAAAGUGGCUGUGAGACUUCGACGACGUGCAGAGUAG